AUGUCUAAAGUCUUAGUACGACCAUCAACGUUCAUUAUGGACAUUUUAAAAAUCCUUUUCUUCUUAUGUGGUGUGCUAUCCUUGAGCGGCCUUCAGCUUAAACCACAAAUAUGGAAAGUUGGCUUUCCUAAACCACCGCGAACAUUUGAACAAGCCAUAAUGGAAUAUUUUGAAUCGAAAACUAUUCGACUUAGCGUGGCCAUUCAUGUCGACUAUACACAUUGGUGGAAAAUCUUUAUAAGCUCUUACUUGGCAGAAGCUUUCAAGGAGAGGAAUUCCAUGAAAAUCGAAGUAUUUAGUGAUGGGAAAACAAGAAAGUAUCGACUUUAUGAAUACAAUUUAUGGUAUGUGGAUUCCUACAAAGCAUUUCGCGCUCUUCUGCCAGACAUUAAUAACCAAUUUGUUGAGACAAUGGGUCAAUACAUGGUGGUCAUGGAAACCGCUAAACAUUUAAACAAAAGCCAAGAGCUACAGCAAAUCGUUCAAAAGGCCUUCAGACGCAAUAUCGUCAAUAUAGCAAUAGCCAUAUACGAAGGAAAUUUUACCUUUCAUCUCUACCACUAUGGCCUUUUCCACUCACAAAAGUGUCGACAAGUUGUUCUGGAACAAUUUAAUAAAUUCCAGUAUGGACAAUUCACCAAAGGGGAUCUGUUUCCCUAUAAAUUUCACAAUUUUAAGCAAUGUCCCAUUGACUUCUAUAUGCGUGCUGCUCAGCCUUUCUUUGGUUACAGCCUAAGCAAUGAUCAUACGAAAAUCGAAAAUUUUUGGGGACUAGAGGCCAUGAUUUUAACAACUAUGGCUGAUAAGUUAAAUUUUGAAUUGCACCUGGAACAGACUGUGCAACAGGCUGUGGGCAAUGUCUUUGAGAAUGGCACACUAGUGGGUCCCUUCAAGUCGCUGCUAGAGAAAAAAUUUGACAUCCUCAUGGGCUAUUAUCAUUUUCCUGCAAGAUCCCGUUACUUUGCUGUCAGCAGAUCCUACUUCCUUACACCGACAGUGGUGGUCAUACGAAAACGUGGCCAGGACCUUGUAGAAGGCCACUGGCUAUUGGCCCCCUUUCACACAAACACUUGGUUGGUCAUCGUUGCGACUAUGGCCUUUGGCAUGGUCACAUACCAUUUGAUGUGUUCGCUGGUGAAGCCUAUUUCGAGCAUUCAGUUGACUUGGUUGGAUGUUUUUGGUUUGACCUUGGGCAGCGCCCGCAACAUACGCUCUAUUUUACUUGGUACCAACAUAGCCAUUUUUUUGUGGAAUCUCGGAUUUCUGAUUGUAUGUGCCACAUUCGGAGGCAAACUUUACGAUGCCUUCAAUAGAAAACCCUCCAUGCAGCAAAUAACCAUAGCACGGCUGAUAGCCCUUAAUUACACGUUUUUGACUAAAAACAUCUAUAGUGACGAUUUGAUGCGAGCGCUGCAAAUACCUUUACAGCAAAUCAUCUACACCGAUUUCGUUUAUGACGAUGAAGCUUUUGAGCUACUGUUGCAGGAUCCCCGCCCUGUGGCUUUAUUUGCCAACUACUGGCAAUUCCAGGCUUUUGUUGCCUUACACCGUCUCUAUGAUGAAUUCGAUAUGGUACCCCGAGUUGUGGUUCUCAAUCAAAUUUGUGCCUAUCUUCGUCCCCAGUCCUAUUUGAUAGAGCCUUAUAAUCGCAUUCUAAAAUCUCUACAAUUCGGAGGAAUUUUGCAAAAAUGGAUGAGAGAAAUAACGGGAUAUAUUGGGAGUCCGAAAGAAAUGCAGAUAGUAUCGAGGCGUAAAACGAAUCGGGAACCACAACAACUUUCCUUGGCACAAUUGCGCAUUGUGUUCUUGGGUCUGAUCAUAGCAAAUGCAUUGAAUUUUGCUGUGUUUGUGGGCGAAGUUAUGGUGAAGAGAAUCCACAAGAAAAAGUCUUAA
This is a messenger RNA of Stomoxys calcitrans (stable fly), 1893 nucleotides long. RefSeq lists its product as uncharacterized. The coding region runs from base 1 to 1893 and encodes 630 amino acids. Lineage: Eukaryota; Metazoa; Arthropoda; Insecta; Diptera; Muscidae. The transcript is spliced from 3 exons. The record is from RefSeq and is a predicted model, not a curated record.